CUGAAAAAGUGGCACAUCGUUUUCAGAUUCUAGACAAGCAAGUUGACAGUUGCUUUACGGAUUUUCGUUGAAAAAUUAAUAACAAGUGGAUUUAAGUCAUUGUUAUAUAUAUAUAUAUAUAUAUAUAUAUAUAUGCUGCAAUUUUCUUACAAAUAGUGAACACAAUACAUACAGUUGUUGACAUUAAAAUGCUGACAGACUGUGUUCGAUACUUCUGCGAAACUUUAUAUGAAACAGUCUUCCACAUCGUUCAGCGAUUACGACAGGCUCGCAUUCUUCCAAAAUUAUUGACUCUUCUGCAUCAGCUUGUUGGGUUUAUCUACUAUCUACUACAAUUGUUACAGAAAACAAAUUAAAUUUCAGAUUUGGACCAUUAUGAGCAGCUAAAUGUACAUCUCCUAUACUUACAGCCUUAAGUUCCCUCGAAUCACCUAUCUUCACUAGUGUAUAUUCGUACUAUACAGUGCCACUCUCGUAAGAAUGAAUAAAUCCAAAGCUUCAGAACAGGAAGAAACUGUUAUGGGAUACAAGGAUAAACAAAAAGCUUUGGACACAAUAAAACACCUUGAUGGUCGUGACAUUUGUUAUCAACAUAGCGUUAUCACAAGUUUCAUUAAUCGCGCAAAGAGGACCUUACAAAUUACAAAAGAUGAUGAGAAAAUAACAAAUAUAAAAGAAGCCAUACAAGUUUUUGAAGAAUGGUUUGUCGAUUAUAAGAAGAAUAAAGGAAACCAAAAGAAUUUUGCUUAUUUACCGUUGGAAACUAUUAAUGCAUUCCGACCCAUUGCUAAAAAAUAUGAAGUUCUGGAUGAGGCAUUUUAUUUAGCUUACAAAAAGGAGAAAGGAGAUUACAGGGGCUUGCGAACAGAAAAAGUGGACAACGGUGAAAUCACCUGGGAUAUAGAGAGAAAUCGCAGACUCGCAAAGUUGAUUAGGAAAAUCAAGGAAGAUCACGUUCAGUGGUACGAAACAGACGUUGGUGAAUUUAGAGGACUUCCUACCAAAGAACACACUCAAUGCAUUUUACUUGGCUACAGCCCCGAACCGCUAAAACUGAGAAAAAUGAUAUCUAAAUUAAGAGAAACUUUCGGUUCUCUCGAAAACAGUAAUAUCACAGAAAUGGAAGUAGAGGAUGAGAAAAAAAUGUCGAAGAGGAAACAUGAUGAAUCUGCAGACCAGAGUAGCAGCGAGGAAGAAUCGUCGAAAAAACAAAAGCAGGAGGAGAGUGGACUCGGUUUCAAGGACAAAGAAAAGGCUUUGAGAAGUAUCAAGUCUCUAGAAGAACGCGAUGUUAACUAUCAGUACAAUGCUAUUAAGGGCCUUGUAGGAAGGGCUAAAAGAGUAAUUUCCUGUACGAAAGACGAGCAUAAGAUAACGCAUAUGAAAGAAGCAAUAGAAGUUUUUGAGAAAUGGAUUACAGAUUAUAAUGUAAAUGGCCGUUCAAAGGACAAUUUUGGAUAUCUGAGCUUAGAUGUUGUUCAUGGAUACAAACCCUUAGCUGAAAAUUAUGGCAUCGAAGAUAAUGGUUUUCUCGAAUUUUAUGAGCAACAAGAAGGUGAUUACAAGAAAUUGAGAUCUGUUAAAUUGCCAAAUUCUAAUAUCACAUGGGAUAUUGAAAGGAAUAGGAAACUUCGUACGAUAGUAGACUAUAUUAACAAAAACGAUGUAAAAUGGUUUGUGUCGGAAGGUGAUCUCACAGGACUACCUACUAAAGAACAUGUUGAAUGCAUCAUGUGGGCUUUCAGCUAUGAAUCUUCAAAGGUGAAGAAACUGUUGCCUAAAUUAAAGGAAAAGCUCAAUAUUAGCUAAAAAUCCGAAAGAGUUAAACUAUUUCUUGCUAAUAAGCUGGUUUCAAGUAAAAGUACAAAUUAAAAAAAA
This is a messenger RNA of Belonocnema kinseyi, 1878 nucleotides long. RefSeq lists its product as uncharacterized. NCBI's taxonomy places the organism in Eukaryota, Metazoa, Arthropoda, Insecta, Hymenoptera, Cynipidae. Bases 481 to 1809 code for a protein of 442 amino acids. The transcript has 5 exons. The record is from RefSeq and is a predicted model, not a curated record.